CAUCUCCAAAGUUAACCAUUAUAGGCGGAUUAAUUUGGUUUUGGUAGCUAGACUGGUGUUAAAAACCGGCUGAUCUUAACAUCAAAACCGGGUUAAGAUCACAGUUUAAAAAACAACCGGACUAGCUACCAGGAAUUAACCUCUUCCAAUAACACAAUAUUAAUCUUGAUCAAAGAUGGAAGGGGGCCAAUGUAAUCAAGUUCUUGUUUUAUGUUUCAUACUUGUUGCAAUUGUCCCAUGGUCCAUGGCUCACAGCACAGCUAUCAGCAUCAGGAGUCCCCAAGUUAAAAAAAACAAAGGUCAGUGCAAAGCCUAUAACCCCAUCGACAAAUGUUGGAGGUGCGAUCGCAACUGGGGUAAAAACCGAAAAAGGCUAGCUGAUUGUGCCAAAGGGUUUGGCCAUGGGACCUAUGGUGGCAAAAUGGGCCGAAUCUAUGUUGUGAAUGACUCAUCAGACAGAAAUGUAAUUGACCCUAAACCGGGCACCCUACGCCAUGCAGUCCUCCAGCCCGAACCACUCUGGAUCAUCUUCUCGAGCAAAAUGACCAUCAGGCUCACCCAAGAGCUUAUAUUUACGUCUGACAAGACCAUUGACGGUCGGGGGUGUGAAGUCCACGUGGCAGGUGGUGCUGGUUUCAUGCUCCAAUUCGUUCACAAUGUCAUUAUCCAUGGCCUUCACAUGUAUGACAUUGUUGAGGGCUCAGGUGGCAUGAUCAGGUCAAAAACUGAUCAUGUUGGCAUACGAGGGAGAAGCGAUGGGGAUGCCAUUUCCAUCUUUAAAUCCUCACAGGUGUGGGUUGAUCACUGCUCCUUUGCUAGCAGUUAUGACGGGCUUAUUGAUAUCGUUGCAGCUUCCACCAAUGUCACCAUUUCAAAUUGCCACUUCGUCAAGCACGACAAGGCUUUGCUGUUUGGUGCAAGUGACAAAACCCCAGAGGACAAGAUAAUGAAGGUGACAUUGGCUUACAACCAUUUUGGAAAAGGAUUGACACAACGGCUACCAGCAGUGAGAUUCGGGUUUGUACACGUGGUUAACAACGACUACACAGAAUGGCAAUCAUAUGCCAUUGGAGGUGCUGACGGUGCAACUAUCAUAAGCCAAGGAAACCGGUUUACGGCAGCAAAUGGUGCAUGUAAAGAGGUGACGAAAAGAGAGCAGGUUCCAGAAUCCAUAUGGCGUAAAUGGACAUGGAGAAGUGAAGGUGAUUUGUUACUGAACGGAGCUUAUUUCCGACAAUCAGGUAACCCACAUUGGGCAAAAACAUACAAGGGUUACCCAUUGAUACCGGCGCAACCGGCUGUGACCGUACCACAACUUACCAAAUACGUUGGUGCCUCAUUGAAUUGUAAGGUGGGAUCCCCUUGUUGAUAGUCAUGACAUGACCUUUUUUUUAUAAAGAGUAGGAAGGAUUGUUAGGCUUUAAAAAUGUUUACAAGUUACAGAUGUACAGUAUUCAUGUAAAUUCAAUUUUGAAUCA
Messenger RNA from Erigeron canadensis, 1478 nucleotides. RefSeq names its product probable pectate lyase P59. Gene Ontology annotation, molecular function: pectate lyase activity. Bases 176 to 1369 code for a protein of 397 amino acids. Lineage: Eukaryota; Viridiplantae; Streptophyta; Magnoliopsida; Asterales; Asteraceae. The transcript is spliced from 2 exons. The record is from RefSeq and is a predicted model, not a curated record.